GGAAGAGGGGGUAGGAUAUAAGGACCGACCCGGCUCCUGUAUCUCCAGUUGACCAGUCGGUGCAGCCCUCGACGACCGGUGCCGCUGCCGCCCUGCCCUUGACCGCCGCUAUCCCCGCCAUCACUCCUGCCUGACAGCCCUCGCCCCCUGGUGCAUACAAGCCCGGCUCGCCCACUCCGUCCCCUCCACUUCCUCCUCCUCCUCCUCCCCGCCUGCCCCGCCAUGCUGCUGUCCAUCCUGCUGCUGGCCUCGGGCGCGGUCUCGCUGGCCUCGCCCAGGGUCAGAGGGCCGCAAGUGUCGCCGUACGGCAGACCGCUCCCCCACCACAAUCCGCAGCACCACUCCUCCCGGGCACAGCAGGGGGUCGCCGCGCACCAUAACCCCCAUAACCCAGAAUUUGAGGUUGUUCAGGGCUCGGGCGACGCUGAUAGCAUUUUGAUCAGAGUAAACUCCCAAAACUUCGAUCAAUUCAUAGAACGCUCCGGCGUUAACCUUAACCCGACCUAUCCUCAAAAAUACGACGCCUCAAACCUCCAGGAUAACUCUGUCGGCGUUCCCUCCCAGAGUCAGUUCGCUUCGAGUCCCCAGUUCAAUGUCCCAGCUAACUCCCAGCCGGCCCCGGUCCAGUUUACCGUCCCAGCCAACCCCCAGUCCAAUGUUGCUCCCAAUACAGAGUUCAGUAACCCCUCUAAUACACAGUUCAGUAACCCUCCCAGUGCCCAGUUCACUGACCCUUCCAGUGCUCAGUUCUCUGCCGCCCCCAACCCUCAGCCCAGUGCUCCGUCUGGUCAGUCUGAGUCACGCGCCAAUGUUCAGCCCGCUUAUGAGGUCCAGGCCCGCCACAACACCCCCCAUCUCAGCCCGUACAAUGCAGAGUUCCCGGGUGGUGGGGCGGGACAGAGAGUGAGGGGACAGGACCUUCUCCUCCACAGUUCCGUCAGCCAAGUCCUGCGGAACACCCCCACCAGCGCACAGCUCAUCGCCACGAGGCCCGUCCUUCUCCCCCUGUCCCAGCGCCUGGCGGACAACUACACGCUCAUCAGGCCGAACCCGGUGGACACUUUCAGAUGCGACAAUCGCGUGUACGGCUACUACGCGGACCAGGACAACGACUGCCAGAUCUUUCACGUGUGCCUGCCGCUGCAGCAGCUGUUCCCGGCCAACUUCACCCAACCCAUCACUUACCAGUUCUCCUUCAUCUGCCCCAAGCACACGAUAUUCUCUCAGGACGCCAUGGUGUGUGCCUGGGAGGAGGAGGCGGUCCCGUGUGAGUACGCUGCCGACUUGUACUGGAUGAACGAAAACUUCUUCAGGAAAGUUAACAAAGUAGACGGGACGGGGAUGAGGUGGGCCCACGUGAACGAGCCUCGCGCACCAUAGACUGCCCUUCCCAGCGAUGUCCCCAACCGAAGACGAGACUGAGGAGACGCAUACCCAGGCAGUCUCAUCUGUGCCGUCCGCCCGGAGGAGGGGUAGUUUUGGGCAUUAUCACUGUGAGAUGUUAUAAGCUGGUCACGGGGGGGCAGCUGCUUCAAGUCUUCAUGAUGAGCUAGAGUAAUCUUGCUUUUAUUGAUUGUGUGUACUUACCAGAGUGUGUGUGUGUGUGUGUGUGUGUGUGUGUGUGUGUCUUGCAUGUACAUAGGCAGCAACCCAGCACACUGACAGUCAUCACUACUACCGUACCUGCCACACCGGACUUGCACUAACGAGGGAGCCAGAAUCACCGACUAACACAGCAGUCCACGUUACUAUUUUCUCUCCACGCCACUCCCUGCAUGACAGCGAUCGGAACUGACCUGUGAAAUAAAUAAAUAUGCAACACGAA
This is a messenger RNA of Eriocheir sinensis (Chinese mitten crab), 1825 nucleotides long. RefSeq lists its product as uncharacterized. The transcript has 5 exons. Gene Ontology annotation, molecular function: chitin binding. Lineage: Eukaryota; Metazoa; Arthropoda; Malacostraca; Decapoda; Varunidae. The coding region runs from base 223 to 1380 and encodes 385 amino acids. The record is from RefSeq and is a predicted model, not a curated record. Gene Ontology annotation, cellular component: extracellular region.